CGGUCAGGCACUGCGCAUGCGUGAGCCUGUCACACAGGUGGGUGGGGAAGAGUGUAGUCCUGACAAGACGAGCCACCAGAGCGGCCGCUUUAGUCUCCAGAUAAAGAAUAUAACAAGGGAAAAUGGCUUGGAGUCGUCUGACGGGCACAGUGAGUGUUAACGUGUUGCUCUUGCUGUUCCUGUCCUCAGUUGUGAGCGCUCUGAUUGGUAGCCAGCUGUCCUGCCGGACCUAUGAGGAGUGUGAACGUCACGAAUACUGCGCCAUCCUGCCCAAUCAGGUGGAAGGAAAAUGCCUGGGACGAGACUGUUACGGCGAUGCUGACUGCCCUGGGGACGUGACGUGUGACAUGUCGGAGCCGGUCUUCGUGCCAGAGCGGGACACCCACCGGGGAGCCUGCGGGACCGGCUACUCCCGCCCCCGCCCGCCGGCAGCUGAGUGCCUGUCAGACGCAGACUGUGAGAUCCCCGGGGCCCGCUGUGUGAAGGGUUACGGCACCUGCAGACCGGUCAACCGACAGGCUAUCAUGGACCCGAACGAGCGGUACUGUCGUCAGCAGGACGACUGUCAGUACGGAGAGCAGUGUGUGGAGAGUUACGUCUGCCGGCUGGACACCUCGCAGAAACAACCGGUCGUACCGGGGAACCAGCAACUGGCUUGUAACCCGUACGGCAGCUGUACUCCGUGUCGCGGGGACGGCCAGUGUGCCUCGUACGAGUACUGCUCAGACCAGUCCGGAGUGACCACAGGACAGUGUCUGGGCCAGGACUGUUACGGUGACGCGGACUGCGAAGGCGGGCGCUGUAACGGUGGGUUCCGCCAGCCCAACACCCGCGGCUGGUGCAGCGCCCCCACGCGUGCAGUCGUCGCACUGCAGCGGCCCGACCCCUUACAGGUGGUCUACCCCGAGUACCCCUACCAGUCCCUCUACCCACAAUACCGCCAGUCACUGAUAGACUAUAUGCAAGGAGAUAGCAAAACCCUGGACCCAGCUAAUGUUAAAGACGAAGACAAGAAGGGGGAAGAACGCAAGGCAACUCCAAAGGACAAGCGACUGCGUCUCUACGAAGCCAGGCGCGAGAAGCGACUGCAGGCGUUUCUGAAGAAGGAGAAAGAACGCAUGGACAAGUGGACCAAGAGGGAAGACAAGCAUCGCUUGAAGGCCUUGGGUCUGUAGGUUUGUUUUUGUCAGGACAGCGUGCUAAUCUCCAAGCAGAGGUUUGGGUGGAAGAUCGCAACGUUUUUGCUGACUGCAGGGCUUCUCUACUCUCCACCAGACUAUUUUAAUAACAGCGAGGGUUCAAAAAUAGCAAAAAUGUAGCCAAACAGGGGACAAAAUU
This is a messenger RNA of Branchiostoma belcheri (Belcher's lancelet), 1338 nucleotides long. RefSeq lists its product as uncharacterized. NCBI's taxonomy places the organism in Eukaryota, Metazoa, Chordata, Leptocardii, Amphioxiformes, Branchiostomatidae. The record is from RefSeq and is a predicted model, not a curated record. The transcript is spliced from 8 exons. Bases 123 to 1175 code for a protein of 350 amino acids.